Messenger RNA from Ceratitis capitata (Mediterranean fruit fly), 2185 nucleotides. Its product is annotated as zinc finger protein 724. Bases 138 to 1946 code for a protein of 602 amino acids. Gene Ontology annotation, biological process: regulation of transcription by RNA polymerase II. The record is from RefSeq and is a predicted model, not a curated record. Gene Ontology annotation, molecular function: zinc ion binding; RNA polymerase II cis-regulatory region sequence-specific DNA binding; DNA-binding transcription factor activity, RNA polymerase II-specific. Gene Ontology annotation, cellular component: nucleus. The transcript is spliced from 5 exons. NCBI's taxonomy places the organism in Eukaryota, Metazoa, Arthropoda, Insecta, Diptera, Tephritidae.
CUGUCAUCAAUUGUUACUAUUUUCAUAUGAUUUGCAAACAUUCUAAUUGAAUUGAGUUAUAUAUAUAGAGUUCCGGAUGCAAAACCAUUAGGUUUUUAAAAGAAAAGUAUUAAUGUAAACUAAUUUAAUAACAAGAAAUGGACAAGGAAAGCCCGGAGUUGCAUUUUGAAUGUCUUUGUCGAACUUGUAUGCAUGAAGUGCCAGAGGCGACAAUAAUUGCCAGCAAUAGCAAUCAACCUGCACAGCAACAGUGGCAAUACAUCUUCAAUACAGUGGAUGAAUGUGAUUCUAUGCGAAUUACAGAUCUGUUGGUCAGAAUAAUGCCGCAGCUACAAUUGAAUUUCAGCAAGCAACUGCCUCAGCGAAUUUGCAAAUUAUGUCUGGAAUAUUUGCUGAACGCGUAUCGCUUCCAACAAAUGUGUUUGCAGUCCGAACAACAAUUGCACGAUUUGGUGGCUAAGAGGAGACUCGAUGUAAAAUUGAUGACAACAGAAAUUGAAGUUGAAUCGAAAAUUUCCAUUUUGUCAGAAGGUGUAGAACCGGAAGCAAUUGAGGCAUCAUAUACUCCAAACGUCGCAAUAUCCAUUGAGGAUCCGCUACAAAACAGUAAUAUAAAUGUCGUGACGAAUAAAACUGAUAUAUAUCUUAAGACAGAGCAAAGUGAUGACGAAUACGAUUGUUGUAACUAUGCUUUGAAGGGUGCAGUGGAGCGAACUGGGUUAGCUGACGGACCACAUAUUAAAAUCGAAAUUGACACACACACGGAUGUGCUGGAAAUCGAAGCACGAACAACAAGUGAUGAAGUGUCAAAUCAUGGAGAUGCGGGUGAUAGUGAUUGGGUAAUCAACAAAACGACAUUACGCUCUAAAAAAGAAUGCAGUAAUGAAAAAAAAUUGACUAAGGUUUUGCUAGACAAUCCGUUGAACGAAAAAACGGAGGAAGCGUCGCCCACUUAUGAUUGCAAUCUAUGCAAGAAAUCUUUCAACAUACGUGGAUAUCUACUGAAACAUUUGAGGCGUCAUAAAAGAGCAGAAGACAAAAACAGUUCGCCAACGCCCAAACGUUUCGAAUGUGAGAUUUGUGGGAAUUAUUACAAUAAACAGGAGUCCUUCGAAAAACACAAACAACUUCAUAGAUCGGAUGCAGAGAAGAGUGCAGCUGCAGUAAAAAAUUUUACAUGUAAAUUUUGCGAAAACAAAUACGGCACACAGCCUGUGUUGAAACGACAUAUGCGGCAAAAACAUGGAGAGCAAUAUUCAGGAACUGCGGAUAAGCGUUAUACCUGUGAAGUAUGUGAUAAAUCUUACAAGCAAUCCACCACAUUAAAGGAUCAUAUGCGUACACACACGGGAGAGCAGCCAUAUCUGUGCUCUGAGUGUGGCAAAGCUUUUAAUUCUUUAAGCAAUAUGAAACAGCAUCUACUGCGACACGGCGGCGACAAACCUUACGAGUGUCCAGACUGUCCGAAGAAAUUUCCGACCAUAAGCGAUUUAGCUUCACACAAAGUCAUGCACCGUCAAAUUAAACCUCAUGUGUGUGAUAUAUGCGGCAAUGCCUUUGGUAAGGCAUAUCAACUGAAAAAACAUAAAAUGUACCAUAAUGGCGAAAAGCCUCACAAAUGUGAAUACUGCGAAAUGCGCUUUGUGUGUAAGGAUCAUCAGCGUCGACACAUGCGCACCCACACGGGUGAAAAGCCCUACAAGUGUAAGUACUGCGAACGCGCCUUUGCCCAAAGUAACGACCUCAUUAAACAUUUACGCACACAUUUGGGUGAAAAUGUCUAUAAAUGUGAAUUAUGUCCUAACUCUUUUCGACUGGCAUCAGAGCUACGCGUACAUUUUGCUGAGCAUAAGCAUGACGACGAAGAAACGCGUACGCGUAAUAGGCAAGCUUUGGCCGAUGAGGAGGCCAAGUUGCGUGUGGGUUCGAAGUUGGGCAAGUGUUAACAGGCAUCAAAAGAAAUGUCCUCACUAUACUUAUAGAAGUCAAGGAAUUAAAUAUAUGCAUAUGAAAAAAGCAAUAUUAAAUAUCCAAAAAGCAAUUAUGUGCGGCAAUGCGUAUACAACUUAUUUAGUAUUAGUUUUUAUUACAACGGCAUAGGAGGGUACAUAGGUAGAAAUUAUUAAUAUGUAAAAAAAAAAACUUAAUUAACAUUAAUGCGAUAUAAUAUAGAUAGAUAAUAAUA